Hevea brasiliensis (rubber tree) is the source of this 1287-nucleotide messenger RNA. RefSeq lists its product as uncharacterized. The coding region runs from base 210 to 887 and encodes 225 amino acids. The transcript is spliced from 7 exons. The record is from RefSeq and is a predicted model, not a curated record. Lineage: Eukaryota; Viridiplantae; Streptophyta; Magnoliopsida; Malpighiales; Euphorbiaceae.
UUUGCAGCCCAGUUGGCAGUUGCAGUGAAUCCGCCUAAGCCUAACCAGAAGCUCAAGUGCUUUUACUCAUUACAAUCGAUUUAAAUUCCUUCUCCAUCAUUUCUAGUAUUCCAAUCAAUCACAUCAAUAUUAAUCUUUUGGUGCUUGGGCGGGACACUGACGCUGGCGAUACUCGACAGAGGAGAGAUUUUGGAGUUCGUUACUUGCAAAUGGAUGAUUCCAUGGAAGAUCUCGAACCUUUGUUCGAUUACAGGCGCGUCCAGCCCCUUAAUAUUGUUUGCCUAGACGAUGAUGGGUCUGAUGCGUCGCCAGUUCCCUGUCCAAAACGAAGCAAAAUUAUUCAGAACCCAAAAUCUGUUGUUGAAGAAGUUGACGAUGAUGACUUGGAAGUAGUAAGAGUGAAUUGUGAAGAUAAGGACGAGGAGGAUUGGCUACCUCCUCCGCCCAAAGCUUGCUGUGAUUUCCGGAACCAGCUUGUUGAGGAUUCCACUAUAAAGGAGUUGAGGUUAAAGAAGCAGGAGUUAGAGUCACUUGCAAAAUCAGGUGUGGAUGUGUUGCGAGCAGUGGAAGAGUCCAUAAAAAGAGAACUUAGUAGUUCACUGAAGGCUGCUUUGAAUGCUGUUGCUGAGCAACCAUUAAAGCCUCCAUGUGGAAGAGCUAAAAUAGUAAUUUCUGUUCAAGACAAGGAUGGACUUAAACAAUUUCGCAUGUACAAGGAUGACAAGUUUGAGCGGCUCUUCAACAUGUAUAUGGAUAAGGCUAAACUUAAUAAUAUUCAAAGCAUAGUAUUUUCUUUUGAUGGGGACAAAGUCAGUCCAACAGCAACCCCGGACAGCCUUGGCAUGGAAGAUGAAGACAUUAUUGAAGUGCAUGUAAAGAAAAGCUGAAUGAGGCUGUUCAAAUUCGUUCUGCUUCAAGAUUUUUUGUUGACUAUAGUGCUAAAAGCAACUUGAUGUUGCCUUGUGGGAGCUGAACUUGUUUUGAUGCUUAAUCUGUCCAGUGUUUUUGUCAAUAGCAAUAUUUGGUUUUAGAAAAAUUGUGGCCUUAAAUUGCAAUUUUUUAAAGAAGUUUGAAGAAUGCUGUUCUUGUAACAAAGCUUAAGUAGAAAUUGUUCAAACAAGGAAAGGCUAUUGUCCGUUAGGCUUAGAGAACGUGUACUUUUGCUUCCUUGAACUUUGGUUUGGAAAAGGAUCGUAACCGCUUCUUUGGUGGGAUUACCUAAUUGCUCUUAGGAAUGUGGACUCAUGCCUUAAUUUGAAUAUUAUGCAUGGAAUUAUUUUUAUGGAA